Anoplophora glabripennis (Asian longhorned beetle) is the source of this 1474-nucleotide messenger RNA. RefSeq names its product cyclin-K. NCBI's taxonomy places the organism in Eukaryota, Metazoa, Arthropoda, Insecta, Coleoptera, Cerambycidae. The transcript has 4 exons. Gene Ontology annotation, cellular component: nucleus; cyclin/CDK positive transcription elongation factor complex. The record is from RefSeq and is a predicted model, not a curated record. Gene Ontology annotation, molecular function: cyclin-dependent protein serine/threonine kinase activator activity. Gene Ontology annotation, biological process: regulation of transcription by RNA polymerase II; positive regulation of DNA-templated transcription, elongation. Bases 197 to 1384 code for a protein of 395 amino acids.
AUAUCGUGUUUUGUAUUUGAACAUUUGUAUAGGAUUAUUGAAUUACGAGUAUAUAUAUAAUUUUUAAAUAAAUGUAAUGUACAGCAUUUAAGUAUAAAUAGAUGGUAAACAAUUAUGUUAAAUAUCUUAAAAUCUUUGUGUAUAAAGUAAUACAGUGUAGCAGUUUACAUUUCAAACCAAUUUCGACUCAACAAUAAUGCCUGGGUGGUAUUAUGACAAAAAAGAACUGAGAAAUACACCUUCUGCACAAGAUGGAAUUGAUUACAAAACUGAAAUGCGUUAUCGAAAGGAGGGAGCUAGAUUAAUCAUAGAUACAGGGUCUAAAAUGGACCUUGGUUACAAUACUAUGGCUACAGGUGUUGUAUAUUACCAUCGGUUUUAUAUGUUUCACUCAUUCAAACAGUUCCCUAGAUAUGUAACAGCAUGUUGCUGUUUAUUUUUGGCAGGAAAAGUAGAAGAGACUCCGAAGAAGUGCAAAGAUAUAAUUAAAAUUGCUAGGAGUUUAUUAACAGAUCAAAAAUUUGCUACAUUUGGUGAAGAUCCAAAAGAAGAGGUUAUGACUUUAGAAAGAAUUUUACUGCAAACUAUUAAAUUUGAUUUGCAAGUAGAGCACCCUUAUCAGUACUUAUUAAAAUAUGCCAAAUGUUUGAAGGGAGAUAAGGUAAAACUGCAAAAAAUGGUACAAAUGGCAUGGACUUUUGUAAAUGAUAGCCUUUGUACCACAUUAGCCCUUCAGUGGGAGCCAGAAAUUAUAGCUGUAGCAUUAAUGUACCUAGCAGGAAAAUUAAGUAAAUUUGAGGUUGUGGAUUGGAUUGGAAGAAAUUCGAAACAUAUCCGUUGGUGGGAUAUGUUUGUGGAAGAUGUUACAAUGGAGUUAUUGGAAGAUAUUUGCCAUCAGGUGCUUGAUCUCUACUCUCAGACCGACACAAACAAUACUCCAGACAGCCCCCCAUUGCAGGCUCAAAAGUCCGUAACACAGGUAUCUCCAGUGAUUGUACAAAGAACAUCCAAUGGCAAUGAAAAAGUUGUGUCACCAGAUCAACCUCCACCCAUUAACAUUAAAGUACCUCCACCAUCUUCUGAUGUGCCUCCAUUUCCUUAUCAGACUUUCACGGGAGCACCCCCAUCCGUUGCAAGUUAUGCAGCAGCUUUCUCAACUUCAAUGGGUGCUCCUCCAAGUGUACCAGCUCUACCACAUAUGGCUGGUCCACCACCAGGACCUCCUCCACAUAUAACUGCACCUCCUCCAACUGUUUUUCCUCCUUAUGUUAAUCAUCCCCCUCCCUUUACAACUGUGGUACCCCCUGGAGGACCACCAUUUUUCCCCACAAAUGCUCCACCUCCAAGUCAGCCUCAUAGGCCUUUUUAUCCGCCUCCAACAUAGAUAUAUUAAUUAAGUUCUGUUUGUGUUAAUUCGAAUUAUUUUGUAAAUUAAUAUGUGAUUUUUGCAAGAAAGAUUAUGAUAAAACAUUGA